GUUCUGGCUGAAGGGUCCACCAGUGGCCGAGCCGGGGCACCGCGAGCCGUAACGUGCUCGCCCUUGAAAGAGGGUGCCCAGUUAGAUUUUUAGGCGACCUUUAGAACCUUACAGAUGAUUCCAAUCGAGCCUCGUUUGAAACCCCUGAGCGCUACAAUCCUCCACUAUGCUGACGCAGGCAAGGAGAAGUUCCAGCGUUCUCACUCCUUCAGCGGUUAUGUUCCGUACUACUUUCUGAGUGAUGCAGACCUUGGCGCUCAAGAGACCAACUGUUCCGGCGGCUCCUUGGCUGAGACUGACAUUGAGGCAGACACCGCAACUCCAGUGUGGCCACAUACAGAUGAGGAAGACCUUGACCACGCUCCUCCCUUCCAUGCUUCCGCCACAUCUGAGAGCAGCGAAGAGAAGCGUCUCAGCAAUCUUCAGGCUUGGAGCGCAACCCCUUAUGCCUGGGCCUGGACAGGGUCUCGGCCAGCACCCAUCGGAGAGAAGAUCAUUGAGGGAUUUGGACGUGCCUUGCGAAAGGCCGUGGGAGAGACCUUCACAGAAAACCAGAUGAAUCAUGGUGAAUCGUGCUUUCACUCCAGUGAAGUAUGUAACAUUGAAGAUUUCAUUUGGAGCUUGCACAGGGAUGCCGCCUGCCGACCAGUGUACUUUGUUUACGCCUUUGUGUACAUGUGCCGUAUGUCUGAGUUGAAUGCUGGAGUGGUAGAGUUGAGCCCCUACACGGUCCGUCGAUUGCUCCUUGCAGCAAUCACCAUCACAGCAAAGAUGCAGGAGCCGGACCUUGAUGCGACUUGCUAUGCCGAAGCAGGACGUGUGACUUUAGUUGAGCUUGAACAUCUCGAGGCAAACUUCUUGGAGCUGUUGCAGUGGAAUGUAGAUGUUUGCACGAAGAGUUUCAAGCGGAUUUUCCGCCUCCUUAGCCAAGCGGCUGUAUAGAGGCUCAAUCAAGACUAUCGUUUUAGUGAUAGAAUGUGGUUCUCGGUGAUUCUCUUAGCGAUUCAGGGAUGGGUGCUCAUGGAAUGGAAGCAAAA
Durusdinium trenchii is the source of this 1037-nucleotide messenger RNA. NCBI's taxonomy places the organism in Eukaryota, Dinophyceae, Suessiales, Symbiodiniaceae. The record is from the annotation of a GenBank genome assembly.